ACAUUACCAUUUCGGUGAUGAACGCAAACACCACUCUACAAAACACACCAAGCAUGUCGACCACUUCUGUCACGCCAAGGACUCAAGUUUCAUCUGGCCGUGGCAUCGGAAUGAUGCAGACCUCGCGCCAUCUUGAAUCAAGGCGCUUGGGGUCCAGAAAUAACGGCGCUCAAGGAGAUCAAAAUGCCCGCGUGAGCGUAAACAAUAGAAGGAGGAAUAACAAUCCUCAUCGUAAACAAACUCAUCAACCGUCACAUAAUCAACGCAGUAAAUCUGAUCCUGAUGCAACAAUUAAAGGCGGAAAUAGUAGUCACUCUUCAUCAGGAGACGAUGAAUUUAAUCAAGUUGAGGAAUUACAUUCAUCCGUCGCGAUUACUGCGUCUGAGUUGAAUGAUCUGUCGCUCAAUGAUAUGGAUCCUGCUGUACGUUGUUGA
Acaulospora colombiana is the source of this 434-nucleotide messenger RNA. NCBI's taxonomy places the organism in Eukaryota, Fungi, Glomeromycota, Glomeromycetes, Diversisporales, Acaulosporaceae. The record is from the annotation of a GenBank genome assembly.